Molecule: messenger RNA, 1699 nt
Organism: Mycena citricolor
Lineage: Eukaryota; Fungi; Basidiomycota; Agaricomycetes; Agaricales; Mycenaceae
Source: the annotation of a GenBank genome assembly
AGAAACCGCCCGAGUAGGGACUGGGUCUAAUAUUCAUACUCAACAUGUUCCGCACUACCAUUGCCCGCACAUCCAUCGCUUACUCUCGGGGUUUCCACGCCAGCCCCAUCGCUCAGAAAACGGUCACUGAGAAGGUCGCCGAAGUAGCUGACAACGUCAACAAGAAAGUCGGCAAGGGCUUGGCCGAUGCCAUAGGAAAAGGUCAAGAAGCAGCCGCCGCAACAAAAGAGACGAUAGAUUCUGCAACAGAGGAGGGUAAGAAGAAGGCACGGGAAACUGCGGCUGCAGCUGAGCAUAAGAAGAACGAGACCGCUGCCGGCCGUGCGUUCAUCGGCCUCUAUCGUUUUGUGCUCAGCACUCAAACGCUCGCGGCCCACAGAGAAGAACUUCAAGAUGUCAACGCAAACGAGAUCGAGUCCAACUGGGACCAAGUCGUCGAUAGCUUCGAUAACAUGGAACUGAAGCCUGAGCUUCUCCGUGGUAUCUACGCUUACGGUUUCGAACGCCCGUCCGCUAUCCAGCAGCGUGCCAUCGUCCCCGUCGUGAAGGGCCACGAUGCCAUCGCGCAAGCCCAGUCCGGUACUGGCAAGACCGCCACCUUCUCUAUUUCGAUCUUGCAGAGGCUGGAUCCCGAAUUCAAAGGCACCCAAGCGAUCAUCCUCGCUCCCACCCGUGAGCUUGCUCUCCAGAUCCACAAGGUCGUCGUCGCCCUGGGCGACUAUAUGAACAUCCAGAGUCUGGCCUGUGUUGGUGGAACCAACGUCCGUGAGGACAUGGCCAAGCUCAAGGAGGGUGUCCAAAUCGUCGUCGGCACGCCUGGCCGUGCGUUUGAUAUGAUCAAACGUGGGGCUCUGCGCACCGAUGGUAUCAAAAUCAUGUGUCUCGACGAGGCCGACGAGAUGUUGUCUCAGGGUUUCAAAGACCAGAUCUACGAGGUCUUCCAGCUCCUGCCCAGUGACACCCAGGUCGCUCUAUUUUCGGCCACGAUGCCCGCCGAGGUGUUGGAAGUUUCGAAGAAGUUCAUGCGUGACCCGGUCCGCAUCCUCGUUAAGCGAGACGAGUUGACGCUCGAGGGUAUCAAGCAGUUCUAUAUUGCUGUGGAGAAGGAGGACUGGAAACUCGACACGCUUUGCGAUCUUUACGAAACCAUUACGAUCACGCAGGCCGUCAUUUUCUGUAACACGCGGAGAAAGGUGGAUAUGCUCACUGAGCAGAUGCACGCCCGGGAGUUCACGGUUUCUGCCAUGCACGGCGACAUGGACCAAAAACAGCGCGAGGUGCUGAUGAAGGAAUUCCGCACAGGAUCCACCCGUGUACUGAUCACCACGGACCUUCUCGCUCGUGGUAUCGAUGUACAGCAAGUCUCGCUCGUCAUCAACUACGACCUGCCUACCAACCGUGAAAACUACAUCCACCGUAUCGGUCGUGGCGGUCGUUUCGGUCGUAAGGGUGUUGCCAUCAACUUCGUCACUGUCAACGACGUCAACAUGCUUCGCGACAUCGAGCAGUUCUACAACACUCAGAUCGACGAGAUGCCCCUCAACGUUGCCGACCUCAUCUAGAGUGCCCGUGUUUGUGUUGUACAUGUAAUGAUAUGAUACGUUUCGUCUUUUUUAUCUGAGAGUACACUAUGCAGACCAAUACAAAUGUCAUGUUCUAGUUUGCAGUUCCAUAUCCUGCGCUUACUUCUCUUUGCUAA